GUAUCUGUUUAUGCCGUACCCCAGCAUCUAAACCAGGUUGGGUAUGCCCUAGACACAGCAGUGAAACUUCUGGAAUUUUAUCAAAAAUACUUUUUAAUGGAAUACCCUCUUGAAAAAUUAGAUCUGGUAGCAAUUCCUGAUUUUCAGUCUGGUGCAAUGGAAAACUGGGGCUUGAUCACCUUCCGAGAAACAGCACUGUUGUUUGACAGAGAUACUUCUUCAGCGCAGGAUAAAAAGUUAAUAACUGCAGUGAUUGCACAUGAGCUUGCUCAUCAGUGGUUUGGCAAUCUAGUUACUAUGGAAUGGUGGAACGAUCUCUGGCUGAAUGAGGGAUUUGCCACUUUCAUGGAAUACUUUGCCAUGGAGGAGGUUUUCCCAGAAUUGCAUUCGGAUGAAGAUUUCCUUAAUUUAAUUUUCAAGGCUAUGAUGAAGGAUUCCUUAAAUUCUUCACGUCCAGUCUCUUCUGCUGUUCAGUCUUCAGAACAAAUUGAAGAAAUGUUUGACGUACUUUCUUAUAUCAAGGGAGCUUCACUUCUUUUGAUGCUGAAGCAUUAUCUUACUAAGGAUGUUUUCCAAGCUGGCAUUGAGGUAUACUUGCAUAAUCACAACUAUGGAACUGCCCAGAGUGAUGACCUGUGGGACAGCUUGAAUGAGAUUACCAAUGGAACGCUAGAUGUAAAAAAAAUGAUGAAGACUUGGAUUCUGCUUAAAGGAUUUCCUUUAGUCACUGUUGUCAGAAAGGGAAAGAUUAUUUCUAUACAACAAGAGAAAUUUUUGUAUCGUACAGAACCAGAAAACUGGACAUCAGAUGCAAGUUAUCUGUGGCAUAUUCCUCUCACCUAUGUAACUAGUAGGUGCAACUUUACCCAUUGUACUAAUGCAUAUUUACUGGAUCAGAAGUCAGCUGUCAUUGAACUUCCAGAAGAGGUAGAAUGGAUAAAAUUCAAUGUGGAUAUGAAUGGCUAUUACAUGGUACACUAUGCUGAAGACUGGAAAAUGCUGAUUGAUCUGUUGAAAAAGAACCACACUGCUUUGAGUCCUAAAGACAGAGCCAAUUUGAUCAACAAUAUCUUCAGCCUUGCAGGUCUAGGAAGAGUCCCUCUGCAAAAGGCCUUUGAGCUGAUUGAUUACCUUGACAAAGAGAACAGCACUGCACCGAUCACUCAAGCUUUGUUUCAACUGAGUCUUAUUUACAACCUUCUAGAUAAAAAGGGUGAACAACAACUGGCAGCACGAGUCAUGCAUAGGAUAGAGCACUUGUUUGGAGAUAAAAUUGAUCAACAGCAUUGGACAGAUGAUGGGCCCCUGCCUGAACGAGAGCUCCGGUCAACACUGCUAUGUUUUGCCUGUACCCAUGGUAUAAGAAACUGUAGAACAACUGCCACCGAGAUGUUUGAGACGUGGAUGAAGUCUAAUGGAACACUGAGUCUGCCUAGUGAUGUUAUGAAAGCCAUAUUUUCAGUUGGGGCCAAAUCUAGUGAUGGCUGGGAAUUCCUCCUACAGAUGUACUCCUCUUCAGUUUCUGAAGCAGAGAAAAGCAAAAUGAUUGAAGCCUUGGCCAGCACAGAAGAUGCCAGAAAGCUGAUCUGGCUAAUGCAGAACAGCCUUGAAGGAGAAAUCAUCAGGUCACAGGAGCUUUCACAUAUCAUAGGAACUGUUAGCCAGAGUUUGCCUGGAUAUUUGCUGGCCUGGGACUUUGUCAAAGAGAAUUGGGAAAAGCUUACACGAAAGUUUCACCUAGGCUCAUAUACUAUCCAGAAUAUUGUUAGUUGGUCAACUUCUCAGUUUGCAACAAAGGCUCAUCUGCUUGAGGUGAAGUCAUUUUUUGAGUCAAAAUCAGAGGAGAGUUCUCAACUGCGCUGUGUAAAAGAGGCGAUUGACACAAUUCAGCUCAAUAUCCAAUGGAUGGAGAGGAACUUAGCAAAGCUGCAAGAACUGCUGUAG
This is a messenger RNA of Acanthisitta chloris (rifleman), 1944 nucleotides long. It is a transcript of the gene LNPEP, whose product is annotated as leucyl/cystinyl aminopeptidase. The transcript is spliced from 14 exons. Gene Ontology annotation, biological process: proteolysis; peptide catabolic process. Gene Ontology annotation, molecular function: peptide binding; zinc ion binding; metalloaminopeptidase activity. The record is from RefSeq and is a predicted model, not a curated record. The annotation marks the transcript as partial. Gene Ontology annotation, cellular component: cytoplasm. Lineage: Eukaryota; Metazoa; Chordata; Aves; Passeriformes; Acanthisittidae.